Aspergillus alliaceus is the source of this 2835-nucleotide messenger RNA. RefSeq lists its product as uncharacterized. Lineage: Eukaryota; Fungi; Ascomycota; Eurotiomycetes; Eurotiales; Aspergillaceae. The record is from RefSeq and is a predicted model, not a curated record. The transcript is spliced from 2 exons. The coding region runs from base 317 to 2731 and encodes 804 amino acids.
CCUUCUCCUUGUUCUUCUCUUCUCCUGUGACAGUUGUUGCUUCGUUUCGUGUUUCCCAACACCCAUUUUUAUGAUUCGGUUGUCUCUCGCUGAGUGGCCUCGCCCCUAAAUCUAAAUCUAAAACACUUCAGAAACUCUUCCCCCGAUGCUCUCUUUCUCUUGAUACUUAGCCAGCUCUACUUAUCUCACCUUUCAAUCCACUCUUGUUAUCUCCUACCAUGGUCCAAGCCAAGACCAACAAAUUGCAAUUGCAUGUUUGACUACCAAUUUGUAUCCACCUCGACCUCGACCACUUGGACUGCUAUAGCCAUCUAUCAUGCAUGCCAACGGCUCGGCCCCACGAGCCAUGGUGGAUUUUGACCAAUUCAACACCAGAGCGCUCAACACUGACACCCCUGAUCAUUCAGUUCAUGUGCGCUCUCGUUCAACUGCCCACACCCAGAGUCCCAAACGUCUGUCUGUCUUCAGCAGUCGUUCCCGGAGCAAUACUACCACUUCGACAACAUCCUCACGCCGCUCUCCAGCCUCCUCCAUGACCUCAGUGGAUGCUGCCUCGUUGCCCUCGUCACAGGAUGAACGGACUGGUUCGGCGGCCGGUGUCCGCUCCGAGAGGCAGGAGAGUAUGACAAAAUCGCUCUUCUCUCGUGGGAGCCGUAUUCUUCGCCGUCAAGGGAGCAAAUUCAACAUUGUUGCUACACUAGAUGAAGAGGAUGAAAUGGAGCGCGAGAAACCCCGAUUUGAAGUCACGGAUCUCUUCGGCCGUCAUCACAGGUCACGGCAGAGCGAUGCUCAUGAACAGUUGAAGAGCCUGAUCUCUGAUCCAUUUGACUUCCACCAUCUAACUCAUACGAGUCCGUCCCAUUUCCAAGAGAUGGAUAGAGCCCGGGAAAAUGACCUAGUCACGGAGUUUUCCGCCAUUCGUGCCUCUCAGAGACCCGUAACAGGACUUAAGGGUAUCCGCGCAGAAGAUCUUCAUUUCCGUGACUUCUCGUCCGAAAACCUCACCAAUUGCGGGACAGCAAUUGCAGAGGACCACGCUGUUCCUCUCCCGAUCAGUCCUCCGGGGUCUCCAGGAGCAACGUCGGCAGCGAGUCCGAAGCAGGAAGACAGUAGACUAAGAAGGGAGUCGCGCGUCUGUGAGAACUUUUCUCGUCCGUAUCCUAGGGUCGGUGCAACCACGCCGCCGCUAAAGGCCACCACGCCCGGGUUGGCAGCAUCCCCGGAAAUAUCUGAGCCCGCUCCCCGUGCUAUUGACGAAAUAUUAGGUUUAUCUUCCCCACCAACAUACCCAGAACAUGUGUAUUCAAGUGGCGACGACGUCCAUGACGGCCCCUUGCUUCACAUGAACGUUGAUAGCAUUUUCCCGUCGACCAUCAGUCAGCCCGGCAGCCCUCGUACUGAAAAGGACUUAAAUGAUUUCAGGAAGUCGUCCGUAUCAUUUACCAAUAUGUCAUCGGAUCUUGAUGACGUCCCGGAAGAAGAGGAAGCUAUUAAUUGGCCCAGCAGUCUGAUGUCUAGCGAAGAAACGACCUCACGAAUUCAGUCUCCACUAGAGUUCCCUCAAACAGAGCUACAGGCUGCUUCUAUAGUCAACCCCAGAUCAAACCUAUCAAUCUACGUGACUGAAGAGCUCUCACAGAAGGUUGCUGAAGCUCUGGGAUCCCCUACGCUCCCUCAAUAUUGUCAACCCGAGGUACCACCACAGGACCAGAGACUAGGCGAUAUAGUAAAACGAUCGGCCUCUGUCCGUCGGAGAGCAACCUACGAAACCAUCUACGAGUCCUGGGAUGCCGACAUUGACUAUUGUUAUGAGCAUGCAGCGGAGUCAAAUUGUGACUUCGACUGGGGUCGUAAUUCGCUUGAUGAGCCACAGCAAGAGGCAAUCGGCAUUCCUGUCAUGAAUUCCGAGCUCGAUCCGGUCGAUGAAGCAUUUGACGAUUACCUGUUACCAGCCGUGCAUUUGAGCACGUCCGCAAUGCCUACAUUGGGUCUAGAGCACAAUUCAUCUCGUUCACUGCCCGGCGAGAAAGUCUCCUUGGCCCCGCCCACUGAGGUAGGAGUCUCCCAGCGAAACAGCGACUAUUUCCAACCAGUCAGUUCGAUGUUUUCAGCGGCCUUGGGAAAGCAUUUGACCCAUGAUACGCUUUAUGAAGAGUAUUUGGCUACUGAUGCUGAAUCAGACAGGCAUUUCUCCUUCUAUUCACAAGGAGUAAUCCAGCCCAUGGAGCAGCCUGUCUCACCUCGGAGUAGCUUUUCCCCAAUCAGCAAAUGCAAUUCUGAAGAGAGCCUAAUCCUAUCCCGUGCGGCAUCAAUUGUCCGCAAGCACCGUUCUUCCGUCUCAACCACUAGUGUCCCAGAACUCGUGCACAGUUUGGCAAAUAGCCGAGAGUUGUCCGCGGUGGACCAGGUCACUUCAGGCGAACAAUCUCUGUCUUCCGGGACCGGACGUCCUGAGUCGUCUUCUUACCAUCGUCAAACCAAGAGCCUAGCAAGAGAAAUGGAGACUCAGACUCUUUUUCGAGCCGAGUGUGGUAUAGGUCUUGAGUCUGGCCUUGUGUCAAUCCCAGCUCCUUCUACUCAUGAUCGGGCAAAAUCCACAUCUGAAGUUGAGGCGGCCUCUCCACUCGCGAAAGCCACCAAGGUCGAAGUUCCUACCAGGGGAACACAUCGGCGAAAAGGCAGAGCAUCCUAUUCACUCUUCCCCUCUGCCGCAGCUUCUAAUGUGCCGUGAGUUCAACAUGUUUGGUCCUAAAGCCUAACUUGGAUACACGUUUUCUUUUCCUUUACCUUCCGCCUCGCACCUUCAACCCAAUCACCAAUAGAUCUCUUCGACGA